AUGCGAUGGGCUAAAGAGGAAGGUUCUGAUAAGAUUUUAAGUCAAAACAACGUUGGGACUAACAUCAGGAAGCCAACCACUGAGUACACUUCUGAAGAAUAUUCAUCACUCAUCGCUACCAACUUAGAAUCUACUUACCACCUUUCCCAACUUGUUCCUCUCUUGAAAGCAUCCGGGCAAGGAAGCAUUGUGUUUAUAUCCUCUGCUGCCGGGAUGGCGGAUAUAGGUUCCGGGACCAUUUAUGCAGUAAGUAAAGCUGCAAUCAAUCAGCUUACGAAACAUCUGGCUUGUGAGUAGGCGAAAGACAAUAUCAGGAGCAAUGCUGUCUGCCCUUGGUACACUAGAACCUCACUCGUGGAACAUUUGCUGGAUAACAAGGAGUUUUUGGAAGAGAGAACGUCGCGAACUCCUCUUGAGCGCAUUGCAGAGCCUGGGGAAGUCUCAUCUCUGGUAGCAUUCCUUUGCCUGCCGGCUGCUUCGUACAUCACCGGUCAGAUUAUUUCUGUGGACGGAGGAAUGACUGUAAACAGUUUCAACCCUACUAGCCGGCCAUUUUGAUCCUCUGUCUCUCACAUUCUUACCAUGCUUGCUUCCUAAUGUUUGCACAUUUUUUUGGAUGAAUGGAUUUGUACCACUCAUACUGUUAGCCACGAACCCUUAUCUAAGUGAUGUCAACAGUAUGAAUUCUAAAAAGUUAUCGCGCUUGAAGAAUAUUAGAAUAAAAUUGUUGCAAUUUCGAGGAGUGGUUAUUAACGCUCUAUAAUGAUCAUUAGGCGCUCCUUUAUUUCGUUA
Molecule: messenger RNA, 792 nt
Organism: Malus domestica (apple)
Lineage: Eukaryota; Viridiplantae; Streptophyta; Magnoliopsida; Rosales; Rosaceae
Product: tropinone reductase homolog At5g06060
Molecular function (GO): oxidoreductase activity
Source: RefSeq, a predicted model, not a curated record